Molecule: messenger RNA, 2348 nt
Organism: Chenopodium quinoa (quinoa)
Lineage: Eukaryota; Viridiplantae; Streptophyta; Magnoliopsida; Caryophyllales; Amaranthaceae
Product: shaggy-related protein kinase eta-like
Exons: 4
Coding region: 740-1222 (160 amino acids)
Biological process (GO): signal transduction; protein phosphorylation
Cellular component (GO): cytoplasm
Molecular function (GO): protein serine/threonine kinase activity; ATP binding
Source: RefSeq, a predicted model, not a curated record
UUUGCUUUUAAUUUUAUUUUCAUAAUUUUUAAUUUUAGGUAAUGAUUUGUAAUUGAUUUGUUUAAGUUUUUAAUUUCACUAUAAACGAUUUGUUUCGAUUUUUAAUUCAUUGUGGCAGUAGGAUUUAAUUAGUGUUUAGAAUGAUGUGCCCAUUUUGCUCAAUUUUCACUGCACCGCACUCUUUCUCCAUCUCCUCUCCAUUGAAGCAGCUUCCGAGCUUUGUGUUGUCCAUUGUAUUUGCUUCUCAAGUAAAUUGCUAUUUUGUUUUUUUGUUCAUCAUCGACUAUCAAUUCCAACUUUUUAGGGUUUGCUAUAAUUUAAAUUUGCAUUAUUGUUAAAUUAUACACAUAUCAGGUAUAAAAAUGACCUUUUUUUUCUCCUCUUUAGGAAUCUAGUUUCAUUUGUUCUAUUGCAUCUGUUUUUCUUUUAUGAGCAAGUUGAAAUAAGUUGUUUCCGGAUGUUAAAUGAUAUUUUUGUCCUCAAAUCACUUAAAAGAUACAUUCCAGUAACUUUGCCCAAUGCUUAGACUCCUAGGUUUGUCACGAGUCACACUGUGCUCUUGGAGUAUAUAAUAUGAUGGCUAUAAAGGUGAUCUUGUAUUUGUUUGCCAAUUAUUUGAAAUUUGUAGCUAGCUAGAGAUUGAUCUAGGUAUGAUGAGUUUUUUGCCGGGGUCAGCCAGUGAAGAACCCAUAUGCAAGCACAGAUGCUUGAAUGACAUGCUGACAUUGACAUAUCACAUAUGUUGUGCAUCUCCUAUUGCUCAACUUACCGAGCACCAGAACUGAUAUUCGGGGCUACAGAAUGUGCAUCAUCAAUUGAAAUCUGGUGUGCUGGUUGUAUUCUUGCAGAACUUCUUUGUGGGCAGCCAUUUUUCCUUGGUGAGAAUGCAGUGGAUAAACUAGCGGAGAAUAUCAAGUUUGUUGGAGUGCUCUACAAUUCCCCACGCCAACCGCCUUCGCUAGUUCCUGAAGGCUUUGAAGAAGGCGGUUCCCCUAGGGGUUAUGUUUCUGACAAUGGUCAUUUUAUUAAUUCUGACUCUGCUGUUGUAAGUAUUUUCAUUUCUUUUUCUCUUUUUGUUCUCAUUAUUUCUUGCCUUGUUAUUAAUAAUAGGUCUCUUACUUCAAAUUCCAGGCAUCAAGAAUUAACAGUAACAGUAUCCAAUGUGGCUUUUCCUAUUAUGAUCAGAGUAGAAGUGUGCUUGAGAAUGUGGUUUACAUUUUAACUGUACUUGUUUUUCUAAAUGGAAUCAUCAUGACACACAUACAAAAUGAGAUUACAUUUCUUCAUCCUUCCAAGCAUAUGCUAUUUGAUACUUUUAGGAGAAGGCUAGUCAUUUGGAUUCUUUUGCAUUAUACCAAUAUAUACUUUAGUUGGAUCUUCUACUAGUCAUCAGUCAGAGGGUUGUGCUUUUCUGGUUGAGAAACAGUGAGUUUAGUAUCUUAUUUUGAUAUCGGCCUUGUAUGAUAUUUAUGCAUUCUCUAAUAGAAGAAAUUUAAACAAUUUUUGCUUAGUGAAAGAAAUGUCGUCUUUUUACAUACUUUUAUUAAGUGAACUUUAGUUGGAGUUGGAUCAAGGUUUUAUUGAUGUCGCGUAUAUGAGCACCAUGUUUAGUUGACUAGUUUUUUGGCAAUUACCCUGAUCAUGUAUAAUAGUUUAGGCGUGGAAUAGACGGUGUAAUUGUGUUUGCAUUAAUCUUUCUAAUAUGAUAAAAUCUCAAGGUGUAUCAUUGUUAUUGAGCUCAACUUUGUCUGAGAGACAUACUUUCCUGUUCCAACAGUUUCUUAGGACUGAUGUAUUCUUUGAUCUAAACUUGUUCUCAACAAAAUCCAUGUCACUUGCAUUUGGCCUUUUAAUCUUACAUUCUAAGAUAUGUAGCUGUUGACCUUGGAUUUUUUAUUGUUUGAAGAAAUAUUUGCUCUUUUAAUCCACAUGUUGUGCUGUUGGAUUUCAUAGUAAAAUUCAGUGUGUAUUUCUCUCAUUAAAACUUGAACCUUGAGCACUCAAGUUCAUUCUCGUCAGAUUUUGGUACUUUUUUUGUUCAAUUUUACUUAUGUUUAAAGGAAUUUCUAAUCAAUUUUUGUUUAUUGUACUUUUAUGUUUAGCAGGAAAAUCCAUGGCUAAUGUAGUCGAUUUGAGUCGUUGCUUCUCAUAAAUGUUGUUGCUCCGGGGCGAUAUUGCUGUUUUUUUUUUUUUUUUUUUUUUUUUUUUUUUUUUGUUGUUGUUGUUGUGUAGAUUGGUAGCCAUGUAAUUUUUAAAAAUUUGUAUUUAAUGUAUACAGUAAAACUAUAAGGGGUGUACAAAAAUUGGCCCGGACCUGAAACCGGACCUGAACCGACCUGAACCGGACC